AAGCAGGGAACAGGGAUGGGGAAGAAGGGCAAGGCGGCGGCGAGGGAGCGGCGGGAGCAGCGGCGGGCGGAGGUGACCCUCCUCCGCGCCGUGCCCUACGAGCCCCACCAGCGCUGGUGGGACCUCCUGGCUCCGGCGCCGGCGCGCGCCGUGGCGGUGGUGACGGGGGCCAGCCGCGGCAUCGGCCGCGAGAUCGCCCGCCAGCUCGCGCUCCACGGCCUCCACGUCGUCCUCGCCUCGCGCGACGCCGCGCGCGGACGGGACGCCGCGGUGAAGCUCAUGGAGGAGGCGGCCUGCGCGAGCGUGGAGUGGCGGCCGCUCGACGUGGCGGACGCCGCGUCGCUGGAGGCCUUCGGGGCAUGGACGGCGCGCACCCACGGCGGCAUCCAUGUCCUUGUUAACAAUGCAGGUGUAAACUUCAACAGAGGAGCAGAUAACUCCGUUGAAUUUGCUGAGCAAGUUAUCGAGACAAAUUAUUUUGGCACGAAGCGGAUGAUUGAAGCUAUGCUACCAUUGCUGAAGCCUUCUCCGUAUGGUGGCCGGAUAGUGAAUGUGAGCUCAAGGCUUGGCAGGGUGAACGGCAGGCGCAAUAGAAUCGGUGACGCAAGCCUGAAAGAGCAAUUAUUAACUGAUGAUCGUUUAUCUGAGGAGUUGAUUGAUGGGAUGGUCAUGAAAUUCCUCGAACAAGUAAAGCAAGAUAGUUGGUCCCCUGACGAUUGGCCUCAGAUGUACACGGACUAUUCUGUCUCAAAGCUUGCUGUUAAUGCCUAUACAAGACUCAUGGCAAGGAGACUUUUGGACAGGCCUGAAGGCCAAAAGAUUUACAUGAACUGUUUCUGUCCUGGCUGGGUAAAGACUGCCAUGACUGGUUGGGAAGGGAAUAUUUCAGCGGAAGAAGGUGCUGAUACUGGAGUGUGGCUCGCCCUAUUACCCCAGGAACAAGCUACAAUUGGGAAAUUCUUUGCAGAGAGACGUGAGAUAAGCUUCUGAGGUGAUACAUUAUGGCUGUCAUUGGAGCUGCCCAGUCGCAUGUUAGGAGUAAACCCAGGAGAAGUCCAACUGAAUCCAGGUAGUCAAAAGAUUAUUGAGCAUCACAUUGAUGGAAUGCCCAUGGCCCAUGCUCUCUAAUUUCCCUCAAUAAAUGAGAUCAUACCAAAUGUCCCUUGGUCGUGAAUGACUGUUCUGAAAAAAGCGGAAUGUUCAGCAGGACCACCAGGAUAUAUGGCAUGCAGCUGCAGGGAGGCGCACACACGACAAGCUGGCAGCAGCAUCCUGUUCUUUCUUGCUCUGCAGCGAUGAUCUGGACUGAAGUGCACGUCGCAUGGACGGAGGAUUAGGCUGGAAUGGAUCGAUCUCAGGCCAAUUCACUGUCAACCCCUGCAUCGUCUGUCGCUCGUGUUUGGGCCGUUUUGCCAGGUUUGUUGGCCUUAAGCCUGUAAUGGAGGAAAGCAGGGCUGCCCCAUCCAGACAUACCAAGUGCCUUGGAAGAUCGCAGGUACGUACGACGACAGCUACGCCGCAAAAGCACACGGAUCAUAUUUGGAGAAGAACAGAACAGGUGCGUUGUAACCUGCAGUCAGUAAGCAUGUGAGACGUGGAUUUUUGGCUCCCGGGAUCCAGUGCUCCCUAUAGUUCAAACUUCAUGAAAAUCAGUUUCAAAAAAUCUGAAUCUUUUUUGUAGUGUUAGUAUAGAGGUAUACUACAUAUCUGUGCAUUUUCAUGUAAAGAUACAUUGAUUUGUGGUCUGUGCAAAAAUAACAAAUCCGGGAAUGUAUAAUAGCGCUAUUGUACAUCUCUAGAUUUGUUAUUUUUGUACAGACCACAAAUCAAUGUAUCUUUACACGAAAAUGUACAGAUAUGUAGUAUACGUCUAUAACACUAUAAAAAAAAUCAGAUUUUUUUGAAACUGAUUUUCACGAAGUUUGAACUAUAAAGAGCACUGGAUCUCGGGAGCCAAAGUGGGUUUCCGGUGAGGAACAAGGUACUAUCAGGGUCAAUGGUAAAGGCCAGACAAUCUUUAUCCUCAAUAGUAUAAAAUGGCCAGCCAUCUUGUUGUGUGCAUUGAACCGGUCGGCCGUGAGAAAAUUCCGGAGCUGGCAAGGCUAGGCUAGGCCAGGCCAUGCCGGCCGGAGAACAAGAAGGGGGCAGGACCCCAGGAUGAUGAGUGCUGCUGGCUGCUGCUGCUGCCUAGCUGGGCCUUGAAUGCGCCAUGCCCCUGUGGGGUAAACGGUUUUGCUUUGCUUUGCGGCAGGAAGGGGAGAGAACUCGGGUCGAAGCGUUGCUGUCCGAGACCAUCUGUCUAUCUUGUUCUGGUCAGGCUGCGCUGCGCGGGUCACAUGCGGUGCUUGGGUUUCUGGAGCGCCUACACUUGUCUUCCUGGACAUUGCACUUGGACUUGCCUUGUUCGCGUGUGUAUAUCCACGAUCGACCGCGUAGUGUAGCAGCAGCUUCGGUUUGGCUACCCCCUGAUUUCGAUGAUGUAUACAUACUCUGUGUCUUUGUAGUAGUAUAGUCGCGUCUUCCUUGAGUUCAUCAGAGGAAGGACACCUUUCAACAUCAA
Molecule: messenger RNA, 2560 nt
Organism: Brachypodium distachyon (stiff brome)
Lineage: Eukaryota; Viridiplantae; Streptophyta; Magnoliopsida; Poales; Poaceae
Product: carbonyl reductase [NADPH] 1
Exons: 4
Coding region: 16-990 (324 amino acids)
Cellular component (GO): membrane
Molecular function (GO): oxidoreductase activity, acting on the CH-OH group of donors, NAD or NADP as acceptor
Source: RefSeq, a predicted model, not a curated record